Messenger RNA from Striga asiatica, 399 nucleotides. The record is from the annotation of a GenBank genome assembly. NCBI's taxonomy places the organism in Eukaryota, Viridiplantae, Streptophyta, Magnoliopsida, Lamiales, Orobanchaceae.
AUGACAUCAACUCUCGAAAAUAAAAGAGGCUCAAACUCUCGACAUACGCAGCCCGUCGCUGCCGUCCCCGCCAUCUACGACGUCUUCUUUGCAUCUUGUCUCAUAGAAGUCGCCGCCACCGAUGAACCCGCACCUCCACCGGUUGAACUCUGCACAAGCUCACUAGCAGAUCCAUCAUCAGUCAUCUGCUCCACCACCGGCAAGACUGUCGCCGUCACAGUCUCAUUCAGCUACGUUGACAUUGCUGCCACAGCUCGCCGUCGUCACGAACCGAGCCACCAUCAAGAACCUGCUACGCCGCCUACACAGUCGAGCCACCAUCAGCAACCUGCUCCGCCGCCAGCAGGCCCGACACGGUCUAGCGCCGCCACAAGCUCAGUCGGUCACGGGUUGAACUGA